Messenger RNA from Juglans regia (Persian walnut), 1241 nucleotides. RefSeq names its product GDSL esterase/lipase At2g42990-like. NCBI's taxonomy places the organism in Eukaryota, Viridiplantae, Streptophyta, Magnoliopsida, Fagales, Juglandaceae. The record is from RefSeq and is a predicted model, not a curated record. The coding region runs from base 164 to 1216 and encodes 350 amino acids. The transcript has 3 exons. Gene Ontology annotation, molecular function: hydrolase activity, acting on ester bonds.
CUUAGCCAUUAAAACUCGCACCAAACUCGACUUGUCCCCAGCAAAUACUCAUAAAAACCCAUUUCUUCUCCCAACUCCCACUAUUAUAUGACUUACCACUUGUCCAUUUUCAAGAAAUCUAGGAGAUUUGGGUAAGCUAUACUGAUAUACAGCACUAAUAUUAAUGGCAUUCACAUACACACCUUGGCUCCUUGCAAUUACUGAGUUUCUGAUUCUAGUUUCUAUAACCAAAAGUGAAGUUCCUGCAAUCAUAGUUUUCGGAGACUCGUCGGUGGAUGCAGGCAACAACAACGUCAUUGCCACCGUUCUCAAGAGCAAUUUCAGGCCUUAUGGUCGUGAUUUUGCUGGUGGACGCCCCACCGGAAGGUUUUGCAAUGGCCGCAUUCCUCCCGACUUCAUUUCCGAGGCUUUUGGGCUCAAAUCAACUGUGCCUGCCUACUUGGAUCCUGCCUACAAUAUAGCAGAUUUUGCCACAGGUGUUUGCUUUGCUUCUGCUGGAACAGGCUAUGACAAUGCAACUUCUGCUGUAUUAAAUGUGAUACCAAUGUGGAAGGAGUUGGAGUACUACAAGGAUUACCAAAACAAACUGAGAGCUCACCUUGGAAACGAGAAGGCGAACGAAGUUUUGAGGGAGGCUUUAUAUUUGGUAAGCUUAGGAACAAACGACUUCCUGGAGAACUACUACACAUUCCCUACCCGGCGAGCUCAAUUCACUGUCCAACAGUACGAAGAUUUUCUCGUAAGCCUUUCUAGAAAUUUCCUUGGGGAAUUGUAUGGCCUUGGAGCUCGGAAAAUAUCCCUUACUGGGGUUCCUCCAAUGGGGUGUUUGCCACUGGAGAGAACCACAAAUAUUUUGGGUCACCAUGGUUGCAUCGAGAAAUACAACAGUGUGGCUCUGGAAUUCAAUGGCAAGUUGAAGACUAUGGCUAGUAGGCUGAAUGAGGAGCUUCGUGGGCUCAGAAUAGAGAUCGGAGAUGCAUAUAACAUUUUCAAUCAAAUCAUUAGAAGGCCUUCUUUAUAUGGAUUUGAGGUAGUAGAAAGGGCAUGUUGUUCGACGGGCACGUUUGAGAUGAGUUACCUCUGCAGCGACCACAGUCCAUUUACAUGCACGGAUGCCGAUAAGUACGUAUUUUGGGACAGCUUCCACCCUACAGAGAAAACAAAUCACAUAAUCUCAAACCAUUUGAUUGGUCAUCUUCUGGAAAAGUUUCGUUGAUUUUAAUUAAUUAAUUUCAUAUAUA